AUGUCACAAGUGCAUGCACCGCAGGUCGUCAAGCUCACGAGUCCCGGCGUGGGGCACGUCGCCCCGGUGGCCGAGCUCGCCAGGAGACUCGCCGCACACCACGGCUUCACCUCCACGAUCGUCACCUACACCAACCUCUCCUCGCCAACCAAUUCUUCCGCGCUGGCCUCCCUCCCGCCGGGCGUCUCCACCACCGCGCUCCCGGAGGUGCCCAUCGACGACCUCCCUGCCGACGCGCACAUCGUGACCCGCAUCCUCAUCGUCGUCCAGCGCACGCUCCCACACCUCCUCGCGCUGCUCCGUUCCCUUCUCGACACUCCCGCCGGCAUCACGGUCUUCCUGACCGACAUGCUGUGCCCAGCAGCGCUCGCCGUUGCCCAAGACCUCGGCGUGACGCGAUACGUCUUCUACCCGUCGAGCGUUAUGUCGCUGUCCAUGCUGCUCGACGCCCCAGAGCUCGCCAGAACCACCACCUGCGAGUUCCGCGACCUCCCAGAGCCCGACCGUGCCAACCCCGUGUACGACCUCCUGGUCGACCUGUGCCUCGACUACCUCCACGGCGACGGCUUCAUCGUCCACACCUUGGACGCCAUGGAGUACGAGACUCUGGAGGCGCUCAAAGAUCUUUCCGACAAGGGCGUGUACCCUCCGACCUACGCCGUCGGCCCGUUCCUCCGCUCGUGCUCCGACAAGUCCGCCGAGCACCACUGCAUGCGGUGGCUGGACGGGCAGCCGGACGGGUCGGUCUUGUACGUGUGUUUUGGCAGCGGCGGCACGCUGUCCAGCACGCAGACCACGGAGCUGGCAGCCGGGCUGGAGGCGAGUGGGCAGAGGUUCCUGUGGGUUGUGCGGCUCCCCAGCGACAAGGACAGCUGCGGGAGCUACUUUGGCCCCGGGGACCAUGUCGACGACCCGCUCAUCUACCUGCCGGAGGGGUUCACGGAGAGGACAAGGGGCACCGGGCUUGUCGUGCCGCAGUGGGCACCGCAGGUGGAGAUCCUGGGCCACCGCGCCUGGGGGGGGGGGGGGGCGGUGGGGUGGGUUCCUGUCGCACUGCGGGUGGAACUCGUCGCUGGAGACGGUGUCCUCGGGCGUGCCGGUGCUGGCAUGGCCGCUAUUCGCCGAGCAGAGGAUGAACGCCGUGAAGCUAGAGCACGUCGGUCUGGCGCUGCGAGUGAGCGCCCGGGAGGACGGGGUGGUGCCGCGGGAGGGGGUGGCCGCGGUGACGAGGGAGCUGAUGGUGGGCGAGAAGGGCCCAUUGCGCGGAAGAAAGCGCGUCAGCUGCAGGCGGAGGCUUCGAAGGCGUCGGUACCAGACGGGCCAGCUCACCAGGCGCUCGCUGCCGUCGUCGACAUGUGGAAGUGUGCUCCUUCAAGUCCGGCCGUUGCAGCUGGUGGACUGUGA
Messenger RNA from Miscanthus lutarioriparius, 1404 nucleotides. The record is from the annotation of a GenBank genome assembly. Lineage: Eukaryota; Viridiplantae; Streptophyta; Magnoliopsida; Poales; Poaceae.